Messenger RNA from Rangifer tarandus platyrhynchus (Svalbard reindeer), 7365 nucleotides. Lineage: Eukaryota; Metazoa; Chordata; Mammalia; Artiodactyla; Cervidae. The record is from the annotation of a GenBank genome assembly.
AUGCCGGCCAUCCUGGUGGCCUCCAAAAUGAAGUCGGGACUGCCCAAACCCGUGCACAGCGCCGCGCCCAUCCUGCACGUGCCCCCAGCCCGGGCGGGCCCCCAGCCUUGCUAUCUCAAGUUGGGAAGCAAGGUGGAGGUGAGCAAGACCGCCUACCCUAGCCAGAUCCCCCUGAAAUCUCAGGGGCUGCAGGAACCGGCGGGGGAGGGGCUCCCUCUGCGGAUGAGCGGCUCGGUGGAAAACGGGUUCGAUACCCAGAUCUACACGGACUGGGCCAAUCACUAUCUAGCCAAAUCGGGCCACAAGCGUCUCAUUAAGGAUCUCCAGCAAGAUGUGACGGAUGGCGUCCUCCUGGCCCAGAUUAUCCAGGUUGUAGCAAAUGAGAAGAUCGAAGACAUCAAUGGCUGUCCAAAGAACAGAUCGCAAAUGAUUGAAAACAUAGAUGCCUGCUUGAAUUUCCUGGCAGCUAAGGGAAUAAACAUCCAGGGACUCUCUGCAGAAGAGAUCAGGAAUGGAAACCUCAAGGCCAUCCUAGGCCUCUUCUUCAGCCUCUCCCGGUAUAAGCAGCAGCAGCAGCAGCAGCCGCCGCCCCAGAAGCCACACCUCCCCUCGCCACUGCCGCCUGCCGGGUCUCAGGUGGCAGGGGCCCCCUCCCAGUGCCAGGCUGGCCCUCCUCAGCAACAGGUGCCAGCCACCCCCCAAGCCCCGUGCCAGCCUCACCAGCCGGCGCCACAUCAGCCGUCAAAAGCACAAGCCGAGAUGCAGUCCAGUGCAUCUUCCAAGGACUCAUCACAAAGCAAAAUCAUCCGCUUCACUCUGGGUCAGAAAAAGAUCUCUAGACUUCCAGGUCCUACCGCAAGGGUAUCCGCUGCAGGCAGCGAGGCCAAGACACGCGGAGGGUCAGCCACUGCUAACAACCGACGGAGCCAGAGCUUUAACAACUAUGACAAGUCUAAACCGGUCACUUCCCCACCCCCGCCACCAAGCAGCCACGAGAAAGAGCCUUUGGCGAGCCCGUCAUCCUCCCACCCCGCAAUGAGCGAAGAUGCACCCGCUGCUUUGGAGGGAGGCGGCGGCUGUGGCCCUGCUAGCUGCGGCGCUUCCUCGGCCAUCCCCCAGCCCGGCUCGGGCUCCAAGCCCUGGCGCAGCAAGUCGGUCAGCGUGAAGCACAGCGCGGCGGCCGCCGCGCUCUCCGCCAAGCCGCCCACGCCCGAGCCCCCCCGGCCCGCCCCUGAAGCCCUGAAGCCGGCCCCCAACAAUCAGAGGUCCAUGCUGGAGAAACUAAAACUUUUCAACAGCAAGGGGGCUUCCAAGGCGGGCGAGGGCCCGGGGUCUCGGGACACGAGCUGCGAGCGGCUGGAGAUCCUGCCCAGCUUCGAGGAGAGCGAAGAGAUGGAGGCGGGCGGCCGCCCGCUGUCCGUGGCCGGCCCCCCGUCCAACAGCCCCAAGAUCGCCCUCAAGGGCAUCGCCCAGAGGACUUUCAGCCGGGCGCUGACCAACAAGAAGAGCUCCCCGAAAGGCAGCGAGAAGGAAAAGGAGAAACAACAGCGCGAGAAGGAGAAGGAAAAAAGCAAGGACCUCACCAAGAGAGCCUCGGUGACGGAGAGGCCGGACCUCAAAGAGGGCCCAAGAGAAGACCCCAGUGGGGCCGCCGUGACCGAGAUGCCCAAAAAGUCCUCCAAGAUCGCCAGCUUCAUCCCCAAAGGGGGGAAGCUCAACAGUGCCAAGAAGGAGGCCCCGGCCCCUUCCCACAGCGGGAUACCAAAACCAGGGAUGAAGAGCGUGCCCGGGAAAUCCCCAAGUGCCCCCACGCCUUGCAAGGACGGGGAGCGGGCCCGGGGUGGGAAGCCGAGCUCGGGGCUCCCCCAGCAGAAGCCCCCGCUGGACGGCAGGCACUCCAGCUCCUCCUCCAGCCUGGCGUCCUCAGAAGGAAAAGGCCCCGGAGGGGCCGGCCUGAACCACAGCAUCAGCAGCCAGACGGUCAGUGCGUCCGUGGGGAGCACGCAGACCACAGGAAGCAAUACUGUCAGUGUUCAGCUACCUCAGCCCCAGCAGCAAUACAGCCACCCCAACACGGCCACCGUGGCGCCUUUCCUGUUCAGGUCCCAGACAGACACCGAAGGGAAUGUUACUGCCGAAUCCAGCUCAGGGGGUGUGACCGUGGAGCCCAGCCACUACACCAAGAGUGGACAGCCCGCCCUGGAGGAACUCACUGGGGAGGAUCCCGAGGCUCGGCGACUGCGGACAGUGAAGAACAUUGCUGAUCUGCGGCAGAAUUUGGAGGAGACCAUGUCCAGUUUACGGGGAACUCAGGUUACACACAGCACGUUGGAAACCACGUUUGACACCAACGUCACCACGGAGAUCAGCGGGCGCAGUAUCCUCAGCUUGACGGGCAGGCCCACUCCCCUGGCUUGGAGGCUCGGCCAGUCCAGCCCCCGGCUGCAGGCGGGAGACGCCCCCUCAAUGGGCAACGGGUACCCUCCCCGAGCCAACGCCAGCCGCUUCAUCAACACAGAGUCAGGCCGCUACGUGUACUCUGCCCCCCUGCGGAGGCAGCUGGCCUCCAGGGGCAGCAGCGUCUGCCACGUGGAUGUCUCAGACAAGGCGGGAGACGAGAUGGACCUGGAGGCCAUCAGCAUGGACGCGCCUGGCUACAUGAGCGACGGGGACGUGCUGAGCAAGAACAUGCGGGCGGAUGACAUCACCAGCGGGUACAUGACCGAUGGUGGACUUGGCCUCUACACCCGCCGCCUGAACCGGCUCCCUGAUGGGAUGGCUGUGGUGCGGGAGACUCUGCAAAGAAACACCUCCCUGGGCCUCGGAGACGCUGACAGCUGGGAUGACAGCAGCUCCGUCAGCAGCGGGAUCAGUGACACCAUAGACAACCUCAGCACGGAUGACAUCAACACCAGCUCCUCCAUCAGCUCCUAUGCCAACACGCCUGCCUCCUCGCGCAAGAACCUGGAUGUGCAGACUGACGCCGAGAAACACUCACAGGUGGAGAGGAGUUCCCUGUGGUCCAGCGAGGAUGUCAAGAAGUCAGACGGGGGCUCAGACAGCGGCAUAAAGAUGGAGCCAGGGUCGAAGUGGAGGCGGAAUCCAUCUGACGUGUCUGAUGAGUCCGACAAAAGCACGUCAGGCAAGAAGAACCCUGUCAUUUCACAGACAGGCUCCUGGCGGCGAGGUAUGACGGCUCAGGUCGGCAUCACCAUGCCAAGGACGAAGCCGACUGCCCCGGCAGGCACACUCAAGGCCCCCGGAACUGGAAAAACAGACGAUGCAAAAGUGUCCGAGAAAGGAAGGCUGUCACCCAAAGCUGCCCAGGUGAAGCGCUCCCCAUCAGAUGCUGGCCGCAGCAGUGGUGAUGAAUCCAAGAAGCCCCUCCCCAGCAGCUCCAGAACACCCACCGCCAACACCAACAGCUUUGGGUUCAAGAAGCAGAGUGGCUCUGCCGCUGGUCUGGCCAUGAUCACAGCCAGCGGGGCCACUGUCACCAGCAGGUCGGCCACACUGGGCAAAAUCCCAAAGUCAUCCGCGCUUGUUGGUCGGUCCACCGGUCGGAAGACAAGCAUGGAUGGGGCUCAGAAUCAGGACGAUGGGUAUCUGUCUCUCAGCUCCCGGACGAACUUACAGUACCGGAGUCUGCCAAGGCCCAGUAAGUCCACCAGCCGGAACGGGGCCGGGAACAGGUCUAGUACCAGCAGCAUAGAUUCCAACAUCAGCAGCAAGUCAGCAGGUCUGCCGGUGCCCAAGCUGAGGGAGCCUUCCAAAACAGCCCUGGGCAGCUCCCUGCCAGGUCUGGUCAACCAGACCGAUAAGGAGAAAGGCAUCUCUUCCGACAACGAGAGCGUGGCUUCCUGUAACUCGGUGAAGGUGAACCCGGCACCCCAGCCUGUGUCUGGCGCAGCUCAGGCCACUCUCCAGCCAGGGGCCAAGUACCCUGAUGUGGCCUCUCCCACGCUCCGCAGACUCUUUGGUGGGAAGCCUACCAAGCAAGUGCCCAUCGCCACAGCCGAAAACAUGAAAAACUCGGUGGUCAUCUCCAAUCCUCAUGCCACCCUGAGCCAGCAGGGUAACUUAGAGUCCCCUUCGGGCAGUGGCGUCCUGAGCAGCGGGAGCAGCAGCCCUCUCUACAGUAAGAACGUGGACAGCACCCAGUCCCCGCUGGCCUCCAGCCCCAGCUCUGCCCACUCGGGCCCCUCCAACAGCCUCACCUGGGGCACGAAUGCCAGCAGCUCCUCGGCUGUGAGCAAGGACGGCCUGGGCUUCCAGUCAGUCAGCAGCCUCCACACCAGCUGCGAGUCCAUUGACAUCUCCCUGGGCAGCGGAGGAGCACUGAGUCACAACUCCUCCACGGGCCUCAUCGCUGCCUCCAAGGACGACGCCCUCACCCCCUUUGUCAGAACCAACAGUGUGAAGACCACACUGUCGGAAAGCCCUCUCUCUUCCCCCGCCGCUAGCCCUAAGUUCUGCAGAAGUACUCUGCCCCGGAAACAGGACAGUGACCCGCACCUUGAUAGGAACACUUUGCCUAAAAAAGGACUCAGGUAUACCCCCACCUCCCAGCUCCGCACGCAAGAAGACGCAAAAGAAUGGUUACGGUCCCACUCUGCAGGAGGCCUGCAGGACACCGCCGCCAACUCUCCUUUCUCCUCUGGGUCCAGUGUAACUUCUCCUUCUGGAACAAGAUUCAACUUUUCUCAGCUGGCGAGUCCCACCACCGUCACCCAGAUGAGCUUGUCCAACCCGACCAUGCUGAGAACCCACAGCCUCUCCAAUGCCGACGGGCAGUAUGACCCGUACACCGACACCCGCUUCCGCAACAGCUCCAUGUCCCUGGACGAGAAGAGCAGAACCAUGAGCCGCUCAGGCUCAUUCCGGGAUGGGUUUGAGGAAGUUCAUGGAUCCUCACUCUCCUUGGUUUCCAGCACGUCAUCAAUUUAUUCUACACCAGAGGAAAAAUGCCAGUCAGAGAUUCGCAAACUACGGCGGGAACUGGAUGCCUCCCAAGAAAAAGUUUCUGCUUUGACCACCCAGCUGACAGCAAAUGCUCACCUCGUGGCAGCCUUUGAGCAGAGUCUUGGAAACAUGACCAUCAGGCUCCAGAGCUUGACCAUGACGGCUGAGCAGAAGGAUUCAGAACUGAAUGAGUUAAGAAAAACCAUUGAGUUGCUGAAGAAACAGAACGCAGCUGCCCAGGCUGCCAUUAAUGGAGUAAUUAACACCCCGGAGCUCAACUGCAAAGGGAACGGAACCUCCCAGGCCACAGACCUCCGCAUCCGCAGGCAGCACUCGUCCGACAGCGUCUCGAGCAUCAACAGUGCCACCAGCCACUCCAGCGUGGGCAGCAACAUAGAGACCGACUCAAAGAAGAAGAAGAGGAAGAACUGGGUGAGUUUACGCAGCUCCUUCAAGCAAGCCUUCGGGAAGAAGAAGUCCCCCAAGUCGGCGUCCUCCCAUUCAGACAUUGAGGAGAUGACGGAUUCUUCUCUGCCUUCCUCACCGAAGCUACCGCACAACGGAUCCACGGGCUCCACUCCCCUGCUGCGAAACUCUCACUCCAAUUCUCUCAUUUCGGAGUGCAUGGACAGCGAAGCCGAGACGGUCAUGCAGCUCCGAAACGAGCUGAGAGACAAGGAGAUGAAGCUGACCGACAUCCGCCUGGAAGCCCUCAGCUCUGCCCACCAGCUGGACCAGCUGCGGGAGGCCAUGAACAGGAUGCAGAGUGAAAUAGAGAAGCUGAAGGCUGAGAAUGACCGGCUGAAGUCAGAGUCUCAAGGCAGUGGCUGCAGCCGGGCGCCCUCCCAGGUGUCCCUGUCUGCCUCCCCCAGGCAGUCCCUGGGGCUCUCCCAGCACAGCCUGAACCUCGCCGAAUCCAGCAGCCUGGACAUGUUGCUGGAUGACGCUGGUGAAUGCUCGGCUCGGAAGGAAGGAGGCAGGCAUGUUAAGAUAGUUGUCAGCUUUCAGGAGGAAAUGAAGUGGAAGGAGGAUUCCAGACCACACCUCUUCCUCAUCGGCUGCAUUGGAGUUAGUGGCAAGACAAAGUGGGACGUGCUUGAUGGGGUGGUUAGACGGCUCUUCAAAGAAUACAUCAUUCACAUCGACCCGGUGAGUCAGCUGGGGCUGAAUUCAGACAGUGUCCUUGGAUACAGCAUCGGGGACGUCACGCGCAGCAACACCUCUGAGACCCCCGAGCUGCUUCCCUGCGGCUAUCUGGUGGGGGAGAACACGACCAUCUCCGUGGCGGUCAAAGGGCUCGCAGAAAACAGCCUGGACUCACUGGUGUUCGAGUCCCUGAUCCCCAAGCCCAUCCUGCAGCGCUACGUGUCCCUGCUGGUGGAGCACCGGCGGAUCAUUCUCUCGGGUCCCAGCGGCACCGGGAAAACCUACCUGGCCAACCGGCUGUCAGAGUACCUGGUGCUCCGGGAGGGGCGGGAGCUGACCGACGGGGUCAUCGCCACCUUCAACGUGGACCAUAAGUCCAGCAAGGAACUGCGCCAGUACCUGUCCAACCUCGCUGACCAGUGCACCAGCGAGAACAAUGCCGUGGACAUGCCUCUCGUCAUCAUCCUGGACAAUCUGCAUCACGUCAGCUCCCUGGGCGAGGUCUUCAACGGGCUGCUCAACUGCAAGGACCACAGAUGCCCUUACAUAAUUGGCACGAUGAACCAGGCUACCUCUUCUACUCCCAACCUGCAGCUUCAUCACAACUUCAGGUGGGUGCUUUGCGCCAACCACACGGAGCCCGUGAAGGGUUUCCUGGGUCGCUUCCUGCGGCGGAAGCUCAUGGAGACGGAGAUCAGUGGGCGGAUGCGGAACAUGGAGCUGGUGAAAAUCAUCGACUGGAUUCCCAAGGUCUGGCAUCACCUGAACCGCUUCCUGGAGGCUCACAGCUCCUCGGACGUCACCAUAGGCCCCCGGCUCUUCCUGUCGUGUCCCAUCGACGUGGAUGGUUCCAGGGUGUGGUUCACCGACCUGUGGAACUACUCAAUCAUCCCCUACCUCCUGGAAGCCGUCAGAGAAGGACUCCAGCUAUAUGGAAGGCGGGCCCCCUGGGAGGAUCCCGCCAAGUGGGUGAUGGACACCUAUCCUUGGGCAGCCAGCCCACAGCAGCACGAGUGGCCCCCUCUCCUGCAGCUCCGGCCUGAGGAUGUUGGUUUCGACGGCUACUCCAUGCCUCGGGAGGGCUCAACCAGCAAGCAGAUGCCCCCCAGUGAUGCUGAAGGAGACCCGCUGAUGAACAUGCUCAUGAGGCUGCAGGAGGCUGCCAACUACUCCAGCCCCCAGAGCUACGACAGCGACUCCAACAGCACCAGCCACCGCGAUGACAUCCUGGACUCAUCCCUGGAGUCCACUCUGUGA